This is a messenger RNA of Anthostomella pinea, 1272 nucleotides long. The record is from the annotation of a GenBank genome assembly. NCBI's taxonomy places the organism in Eukaryota, Fungi, Ascomycota, Sordariomycetes, Xylariales, Xylariaceae.
AUGGAUCCUACUAUUGACCCCUCGACCUUACCCCAUGACAGCCGGGAGAAUGUUCUCAUUGGGGUAGUAUGCCUCAUGUGCAGUCUCGCCACGAUAUCUGUGGGGCUGCGAUUCUACACGCGACAAUACAUGGUCAAGCAGGUCGGGGCUGAUGACUAUCUGUCCUUGUUGGCGCUGGCUCUCGCUUGGGCUACUGGAAUCUCUAUGUGUCACAACACUCGCAAUGGUUUGGGCAAACACGUGUGGGAUCUGGAUGGUCCCAAACAGAUUAUGAACUACCUGAGGGGUUUCUGGGCCUCGAUAACACUAUAUAAUGCCGGACUCAUGUUCGUCAAACUGACCUUCCUGAUGCAGUACUACCGCGUUCUUGCGAUCAGGAAGAUGAGGAUUAUCUGCGUCGUCGCCAUGAUCAUCAUCGGAUGCUGGAGUCUGUCCCAGGUCCUCGUUGGCAUCUUCAUCUGCGCCCCAAAUCCCGGGGUCUGGGAGUGCAUACCGAAUCUACCACAGUGGUACAUCAACGCUGCUGGGAAUAUCGUGACAGAUGUCGUAAUCUUUUUACUGCCAUUGCCGGUCCUAGGGCGUCUGAACCUGCCUAAAGCGCAAAAGCUGGUACUAUUUGGUAUCUUCAGUCUCGGUUUCUUCACUUGCGCCAUAUCCGUGAUUCGAAUCAAGUUCCUCCAGAAUGGAAGUGACUUUUCGUACGACAACAUCGAAGAAUCCAGCUGGUCCAUCACGGAGCUGUGCUCCGGGGUCAUCUGCGCAUGUCUAUCCACCCUACGCCCGCUCGUUUCCAGGUGGGUGCCGGCACUCUCUAACAAGCUACACAAGACGAGCAACUGGUCACGUAGACGAUCUGGUUCCCACGCCACCGACGUCGAGAAAGGCAGCAAGCACACACGCCAGAGCUUGAAGGGGAGCAAUAUCACUGGUGCUUAUAGCAAAGAGGGGCUCUACCACCUCGGAACGUACGAGUUGCGCCGAAACGGCAGUGGGGAGACGUCGGACGGCAUCCUGGGGCUCAAGAGCACCAGGGAAGGCAUGUACGGCGAUGACGCCUCCUCCUCCUCGCCGACAUCGCCCAAAUCGGCGCACUUUGCGAUUCCCGCAACACCCCGAGAUGUGCUGCACGAUGACUGGCUCCGACCGAGUGUCACGGCGAAAAUAUGGAGCAGCAACAGCCCACGGCCACACUUCAGCCUGAACCAUAACGGGAGCUCCAUCCAGGUCAAGCGGGACCACCUGAUGCAGAAAUCUUCCUACCCUAUGGAGUGA